GCACCUGUUCUGUCUAAGGGAAUCGGUCAUUCUGUAAAUCCGGCCAAUAGCUUGGUGCUGAAGGUCCUCUCAGCUUCUCCUUCAGCGUAUUCAGCUAAUCCUAAAUCGAAAUUAUCAACUCCACCAAUGCUUACUGGAUCCGCGAUCGGUCUUGUUUCAGUUGUGCAGGCAAGAAAUAAUGCCCGAAUUAUGAUAUCUGGCUCCUUAAGCAUGUUUAGCAACCGAUUCUUCAGUUCUGGGGUGCAAAAAGCUGGUGGCUCGAAUAACUAUGAGAAAUCAGGGAAUGAGCAGUUUUUGACCCAAAUUAGCACGUGGGUUUUCCAUGAAAGAGGUCAUCUCAAGGCUGUGAACGUGAGACAUCACAGAGUUGUGGAGACAGAUGAACCGUCCAUAUACAGAAUCAAUGACGAAUUGGAAUAUUCUGUUGAGAUCUAUGAAUGGUCUGGAAAAAGUUGGGAACCCUAUGUGGCUGAUGAUGUGCAAGUUCAGUUUUACAUGAUGAGCCCCUACAUAUUGAAAACCAUGUCAACUGAUAAGAAGGGUGUCUAUUAUACAACUUUCAAGGUUCCAGAUGUUUAUGGAGUAUUCCAGUUCAAGGUUGAGUAUAACAGGCUAGGAUACACGAGCUUGAGCCUUUCAAAGCAGAUUCCUGUUCGGCCCUUCAGACACAACGAAUAUGAGAGAUUUAUAACAGCUGCUUUUCCCUAUUACGGAGCAUCCUUCUCUAUGAUGGCUGGUUUCUUUAUUUUCUCCUUGGUAUAUCUCUACCACAAGUAAGACGUAAGGAAUGGAGACUGAAUCUAGUGCAGGUUUUGCAUCUGAAGGUUUAAGUUAGAAAUACAGGAUAUAGCGUGUUUAGCCAAUAGUGUUCUACGAAACAAGUAUAUUCUUGUAAUUUGGCUGUGUGCUUCGUGGCAAAAUCAAGUGAAUUGUUGCGUACUAUGUUCUAAUAUGCUGUUCAAGAUGUGAUUGUCUAAUUAUUUUUUCCUUUUCUUGGUUUUAGUCGAGAUGAUGAGUUGCCACCUUGUUACAGCGAAUUGUAAGUCUUUUCCAAUGCACUUUUUUCUAGGCCCACUAUCAGGAGUAAGUUUGAGGUGUUCAAAGAUAUUAUUUUUCUAAUUUGGGCUGAAAUUGCGUUGUUAGUGUGGACAGAA
Molecule: messenger RNA, 1154 nt
Organism: Nicotiana tabacum (common tobacco)
Lineage: Eukaryota; Viridiplantae; Streptophyta; Magnoliopsida; Solanales; Solanaceae
Source: RefSeq, a predicted model, not a curated record